Messenger RNA from Tauraco erythrolophus (red-crested turaco), 1121 nucleotides. The record is from RefSeq and is a predicted model, not a curated record. Lineage: Eukaryota; Metazoa; Chordata; Aves; Musophagiformes; Musophagidae.
GAUUUGUGCAGAAUCAAACAUGCACCACAUCACAGGACAGAAUCUGUAGCUGCCCACCCAAUGAGUACUGCAUUUCGAAAAUAUACGAGUACUGCAAAAUGUGUAAAGUGCAUAAAAAAUGUGGAAAAGGUUACCGAGUUUCCAGAAGAGGGACAGAUAGUACAGAUACAGAAUGUAAACCUUGUCCUCCUGGCACUUGUUCACGUGAGGAAUCUUACGAUACCAACUGUGUACCACAUACAGUUUGUAAGUCAGUGGCUGUUCCUGGAAACCGCAUAAAUGACACUGUUUGCAGCGACUCAGGAACAGCACUUGCCACAGUUCUACCUCACACUAUUUCGAACCUGUUCCUGACCCAAAGCUUGGCUUACAACAAACCCGAAAUAGUGACUCGACCUGUCAUGUUAAACUCUGUACCUGACAUGUCUCACAUCAUUGGAUCAGUAGCAGGAUCAUUGUUAUUGGUCCUGAUAAUCACUAUUCUGGGAUGUUGCUUAGUCUCCAAAAAAAAAGCCCCUGUGUAUUCUCCACCGACUACAGAAGUGGAUUCGCCUUGUUCCCCUACGGAAAAGCAGUGUGACAAAAAGGUAAGGGAUACAGGAUCGCAAAACUCCAGCAGUUCUGAACAGGAGGAACAGCAUCUCUUGGAAACUUCUGGGUCCAGCAGUAGCUCCCUGAAUAAACCAGCUGGAUCUGCAAGAGUCAGUGUAAUAAGUAACAAGAACAAUGAAAAGAAAGAAACAGAAGGAUUUCAGCAGCAACAUUCAGCUGCAGAAGGUUGUAAGCUUCAGAGUGGAGACAGACACAACUCUGCAAAUUCAGAACAUUCUGGCAACGGAGGAACGCAGGUGAAUGUGACUUGUAUUGUUAAAGUAUGCAGUCCAGACUGCAGUUCCCAAUUCCCAGAACAGACUAGUUCAACGAGUAUGGAUUAUGGAAAUGCUCCCUAUUAUUCCCCAGCAGGGGAAAAAAUUCCCUUUUCAAAAGAAGAAAACCCCUUGAAAAAAGAAACUGAAAUUCAGAUCUCAGUGGCAAAUGAGGACAAUUUACUUCAAGAAUUACUGCCAGAAGAAAAGAAGUUUCCUGUGGGUAUUCAAGAUGCAGGAAUGAAAACCAGUUAA